GGGACGCGCGGCCGGCGGCGGUUGGCGAGAGCAGAACUCGAGCCCGGGCAGCCAGAGCCGGCGCCAUGGUGGAGAAGGAGGAGGCUGGCGGCGGCAUCAGCGAGGAGGAGGCGGCGCAGUAUGACCGGCAGAUCCGUCUCUGGGGAUUGGAGGCCCAGAAACGGCUGCGGGCCUCCCGGGUGCUUCUUGUCGGCAUGAAAGGGCUCGGGGCUGAAAUUGCCAAGAAUCUCAUCCUGGCAGGAGUGAAAGGACUGACCAUGUUGGAUCACGAACAGGUAUCUCCAGAAGACCCUGGAGCUCAGUUCCUCAUCCGCACUGGGUCUGUUGGCCGAAACAGGGCUGAAGCCUCUUUGGAGCGAGCCCAGAAUCUCAACCCCAUGGUGGAUGUGAAGGUGGACACUGAGAAUAUAGAAAAGAAACCCGAGUCGUUUUUCACUCAGUUCGAUGCUGUAUGUCUGACUUGCUGCUCCAGGGAUGUCAUAGUUAAAGUUGACCAGAUCUGUCACAAAAAUAGCAUCAAGUUCUUUACAGGAGAUGUUUUUGGCUACCACGGAUACACAUUUGCCAAUCUUGGAGAGCAUGAAUUUGUAGAGGAGAAAACCAAAGUUGCCAAAGUUAGCCAAGGAGUAGAAGAUGGACCUGAUACCAAGAGAGCAAGACUGGACUCGUCUGAAACAACUAUGGUCAAAAAGAAGGUGGUCUUCUGCUCCGUUAAAGAAGCACUGGAAGUGGACUGGAGCAGUGACAAAGCAAAGGCUGCCCUGAAGCGCACAACUUCCGAUUACUUUCUCCUUCAAGUGCUCCUAAAGUUCCGCACGGAUAAGGGAAGAGACCCAAGUUGCGAUACCUUUGGGGAAGAUUCUGAGCUGUUGCUCCAGAUUCGAAAUGAUGUGCUUGACUCCCUGGGUGUUAAUCCUGACCUGCUUCCUGAAGACUUUGUCAGGUACUGCUUCUCUGAGAUGGCCCCAGUGUGUGCAGUGGUUGGCGGGAUCUUGGCCCAGGAAAUUGUGAAGGCCCUGUCUCAAAGGGACCCACCUCACAACAACUUCUUCUUUUUUGAUGGUAUGAAGGGAAAUGGGAUUGUGGAGUGCCUCGGCCCCAAGUGAACCCACGACCUGGCAGCCCCAGAGAUGCUGACCCCCAGUGUGCCCGCAUGUGUUCCCCACGCCCUUCCUCCCACUGAGGCAUCUCUAGGCAAGAGGAGAGUGAAGUCAUUGGACCAAUGCAAACUAUUUCCCGCGUGCGAUGAGGUUGUGCAGAUGUGCUCCUUGCGGACACCAGCAGCUGCUGCACAUUAAAGGGCGGAGGGACUGGCUGUCUCCAUCCAGUACUGCGCAGGACUGUUUGCAAGCUCCCCUGAGUGGCCAUCACCUGAAAGCACCCUCUGACACCUCUUUGUCCUGGUGCUGUCACGGUCACCAGGCCUCUGGGGUACAGCUAGAGAUGCCUGCCAGGAACCAACACGCCUGGUUGCUUAGUAGCCUCUCGCUACCUUCUUGGACUUAUUCCUCGCCUGAUGUCACGUAGCAAGGAGCAUGACCUCAGGGGGGGAGUAAGGCCCAGGCCCGAUGAAACACUAGUGGAACUGCAGUUCCAAAUGCAGACAGGUGCCCUGAGAGGAAAAAACAUGGCAGGCGGGAUGUAUUUCCUCCAAAGUUUGAAAUCCUGAAAAACAACAGGUGGCAUCUGGUGCGCUGUUCCUGAGUUUUAGUUGAGGAUUAGUGAUUCCAGCCUGGGCUGUGGAACAGAGGAAAUGGUACCAGGUCCUUUUGGGCAUUAGGGCAAGACCUUGCAAGUUGAAUAUUAGUAGGAAAAUUUGUAUUAAAAGGCAGGUGCCAGGGCCCUAUCCCCUGGGGAUUCUGCUCUGGGGCCGCGCAGGGAGAGAUGAGCCUGUCGUCUCUGCAAACCCCAGCUCUGAUGUGGCGCUGGAGACUGUUUCAUUUAAGGGCUGUGUUGGUCCUUCAUUUACCCCUGAAUGGCAGCUGUUUGUGUUUUUUUAUAUUUUCUAGAUUCCCAUGGUUCUUUAAACAGGAAUUAUAGAAAUAAAGUUAUCUGCUUUAGGA
This is a messenger RNA of Miniopterus natalensis, 2063 nucleotides long. It is a transcript of the gene SAE1, whose product is annotated as SUMO1 activating enzyme subunit 1. The record is from RefSeq and is a predicted model, not a curated record. Gene Ontology annotation, cellular component: SUMO activating enzyme complex; cytoplasm. Gene Ontology annotation, molecular function: SUMO activating enzyme activity. NCBI's taxonomy places the organism in Eukaryota, Metazoa, Chordata, Mammalia, Chiroptera, Miniopteridae. Gene Ontology annotation, biological process: protein sumoylation.